Messenger RNA from Trichoderma gamsii, 828 nucleotides. Its product is annotated as NADPH-dependent 1-acyldihydroxyacetone phosphate reductase. The transcript has 3 exons. Gene Ontology annotation, molecular function: acylglycerone-phosphate reductase (NADP+) activity; triacylglycerol lipase activity. Gene Ontology annotation, cellular component: endoplasmic reticulum; lipid droplet. Bases 1 to 828 code for a protein of 275 amino acids. Gene Ontology annotation, biological process: phosphatidic acid biosynthetic process; triglyceride catabolic process. The record is from RefSeq and is a predicted model, not a curated record. Lineage: Eukaryota; Fungi; Ascomycota; Sordariomycetes; Hypocreales; Hypocreaceae.
AUGACACCGUCGAAUCAUUUCCCCAAGUCAGUACUAAUUACCGGCUGCUCUGCUGGCGGCCUCGGUGCAGCCCUCGCGUUGGCCUUCCAGAAACAUGGGUAUAUUGUAUUUGCAACAGCUCGAUCUCCCGGAAAGAUCCCUGCUACUCUGACGGAUCUUCCAAACGUCCACGCCCUUUCGCUGGACGUAACAUCUGACGAAUCUGUCUAUGCUGCUGCCAAAUCUGUUAAGGCAGCACUUAGAGGCAAGGGGCUCAAUGUGUUGUUCAAUAAUAGCGGCAUAGGCUACAGUUCAAGUCUACUGGAUUUAGACCUAGAGCGAGCUAAGCAACUCUACGAGGUCAAUUUGUGGGGAGUCAUUCGCACGACACAGGCAUUCGCAGAUCUUGUAAUCGAGGCAAAAGGGGCUAUUGUCAACCAGGGUUCGAUUUCCGGGGAGAGCUAUGAGCCGUUCAAUUCAAUCUACGGCAGCUCCAAGACGGCAUUAUCUAUUGCAGGAGAGGCAUGGAGACUUGAGCUGCAGCCACUAGGCGUGCGAGUUAUAACUGUCCAAACGGGUGUUGUUGAAUCGGAAUUUUUUGCAGAUUUGCAGGGCUUCAGUCUUCCCGAGACCUCGUACUAUCGCCCCAUAGAAGACCAGUUGCGGCGGAGAGCUGAAGGACAGGCUGGAUAUAAGGCGAUGAGGGCAGACCUAUACGCCGAGCAAGUAGCAAGGGAUGUGGCUAGUGGGAAGAAUGGGAAGAUUUGGCGGGGAACCAUGGCAACUCCUGUCAAAUAUAUAAUGUGGUGGCUUCCGACAUGGCUAGCUGCCUUAGCCCAGGGCUUGUAG